AUGAGAACAUGGAACCCCGCCAGGGCUUCCGCAGCCGGGAUUUCCGCCGCAAGAGCCGCCGCAUUGCUCGGCGUGCUCUUGCUCCUCUCCUCCGCGCAUCCGGCGCAGUCGGAGCGCCUCCUUGGGUCGCUGCUGCGAUUCGGGCGCGAGUUCGCCGCGACGCGUCUCCGAUGGCGUACUAAUAAAGACACGCCUAUUCCCUCGCUCGCGCAGCUUUCACCAGAACCCGAUCCGCGCAUCGAUAACUACGACUUCGAAGCAGAUGCGAUCGACGGCGCCAGUCUCAACCUGCCACGUGGCCCGCCGGAGCUGUCGGACCCGGAGCUGCGGGUGAGGUUCGGCACCGUCGCCCGACGCAAGGAGUCGUGGCUCGGCAGGGCGAUGGACAUGGACGAGGCGUGGGCGGCGUGGGACAAGACCGUCGGCUGCGCCGCCUUCCGAAGCAAGCACGCAGAUCUCAUCGCCCAGUACCUGAACGACACGUGGCCCAAGAGCAGCAGCUUCCAGGAUGCUUCCUCCCUGCCGUGCUCUGCUCUCAAGCUGCCCCAUGUCUCCAUCCAGGUGGUUUCCUCCCCGUCCAUCCCUGAUUGGCUAGACGGUCUCUACAGCUGCCCCUGCCAUCUCUCCUGCUCCUUCUCCCGCUCCCCGACCCUCUCCCCCUCCCCGCACGCUCUGCUUUUCGAGGGUGAAUUACCCCGAGAUAUUCCGAACCACCCAAGCAGCAUGGAGCGAGGCAGGCCCUUAUUGGUGCAAAUGGAUAUGGAAGGGCAUGGGGGCGGGGAGGAGCGGGCAAGGACUGCUGAUGGGGGUGGGGAUAGCGGCAGCAAUGGCAGCAGCAGCAGCAGAAGUGGUGGCAGUGGUGACAGGGGCAGCAGGGUUGCGGCGGACAUAAGAGUGGGGUAUGGCGCGGAUGCAGACGUGCAGGUGACAUAUGCGGGGCAGCUGGAGCAUGCUGACCGCAACCGCCAUGUGUCUGGCGUCAAGAGGAAGUCACCGCCUCUCAUCCACGCAGCAUCGCGGCCGUCCAGCUGGCGCGAGCGCAUUGGAGCGCUGAUGCGGCGCAUGGCGCACAGCAUGGGCAGCCGCAGCAACAACAUGAAAGAGGAGGAGGCGGACGUGCUCGACACGUACAGCAUGUGCACCUAUGUGGGGCCGCACGGUCAGAGAGUGGGGUCGCAUGAACAAGGGAAGGGGGCAAAGAAUGAAAGCAAAGGUGGCGAGGUGAAGCGCAUGGGUGGGUCUGCAGCGACAGUAGCAGCAGCAGCACAGCGAGGCAUGGGAAAGGGAGCAGCAGGAGGCGGAGGGGUAGGAGGCGAGGGAGGAGGAGGAAGGGGAGGAGGCGGAGGAGGAGGAGGAAGAGGAGGAGGAGGAGGAGGAGGAGGAGGAGGAGGAGGAGGAGGAGGAGGAGGAGGAGGAGGAGGUGGUGGUGGUGGUGGUGAUGGUGGUGGUGGUGGUGGUGGUGGUGGUGGUGGUGGUGGUGGUGGUGGUGGUGGUGGUGGUGGUGGUGGUGGUGGUGGUGGUGGUGGUGGUGGUGGUGGUGGUGGUGGUGGUGGUGGUGGUGGUGGUGGUGGUGGUGGUGGUGGUGGUGGUGGUGGUGGUGGUGGUGGUGGUGACAAUGGUGGUGACAAUGGUGGUGACGAGGCAGCAGAGGAGGCUCGGCAGGAAGCAGAGACUGCAAGGAGGCCCAUGAGAGGCAUUCGCACGGGAGGGGGGGGCGUGUGGGGGAGGAGUGAGGAGAGCUGGGAGGAGGAGGAGGAUGCAGGGGUGGGGAUGCGGGGCGGGGGACACAAGGACUGGUGGGACCACCUGCACUGCGUACAGUCACACUACCUGUUCAACCUCGUUAUAGAGUCACGCGAGGAGCGCGUCUUCGUAACUGAAAAGUUCUUCCACGCGUUGGAAGCAGGCACAGUGCCGGUGUACUAUGGGGCGCCGGACAUAGACAGCUUUGCCCCCCCCGACUCGUUCCUGAACGCCGAUUCAAUGCAUCGGGACGAGCUGCGGCGCACCAUAGUGGUGGCUGCUGAGGACCCCGUGAAAUAUGCCAACUUCCAUGCCUGGCGCAGUGAACUCACCGUGCUGAACUCGUCGGCCGUCGAUCCCGCCGCCGACUCCGCUUAUCCGCCCGACAUGCGCGACUCUUCUCGAGCAACGCACGCGCACGCGCACGUGUACACAUCCCCACUCGAAACCCUAGAUUCUUCCAUAGCCAUCCUCGGCGGGUGGCAUGGGCAACCCGCGCAGCACUCCGCUUCCCCCUCCGCCUCCUCGCUCCCGCGCUCGUCCUCCGCGGGCGGCGCGGGGACCGCCAUAUGGGACGCGUCGGUCGUUGACGUGCGCGCGUAUCUCGAGGCGGUCGAGCGCUUAUUCGACCUAAUCGACGCCGCGAACAUGCCCGGCGCGCCGCCCGGGAUGGGCGGCGUGCGCGAGACGGCUAAAGCAAUGCUGAACAACGUCGUGCCGCGGCUUGAGGAGGGCUUUCUGCACGUGCUGCUCGCGGAGAGCCACCCCGUGCCGCCCGAUCGGGUCAACGAAGCCGCCAAGCGCGUAUCCAAGCCCCCGCGCUCCUCCGCGCCGCUCUCCCCCUCCGCAGCCGCCACUCCUGUCUCCUCCUCUUCCCCCUCCUCCUCCCCCUCGUCCGCGUCCCUCGCGGUCUCCGCGCUCGACCGCGCGCCCUCCUUCCUCCCCGAGCCCGCCGUGUGGCGCCUCCACGCCAUUGCGCGCGUGGCUGCACGCGCGGGGCUCUCCCCCUCGCUCCGGCGGAACUACCGCACCGUGCGCAAGGCGGUGUUAGAGGAAUCUCUGAAGCAGCUAGCAGCAGGGAGGUUCGACCCACGGCUGGUGCCGACACUGGAGUGGGAUGAGCUGGCAGCGCGGGUGGACCUGUGGAAGGCGUACGCGCGGAGGGGCGUGCGCGUGCUGCUCGCCGCUGAGAGGAAGCUCUGUGAACGGGUCUUCGACACGGUGGAGGACAGCGAGCAGUGUUUCGCGGAGACAGCCAAGGGCAGCAUGGGGCGGCUGUUUGACUUCGUGGAGGCAUUCGCGGCGGGGCACAAGGCGCCGGAGCGCCUCUUCGCCAUGCUUGACAUCUACGAGACGCUGCAGGAGCUGCAGCCGGAUUUCAACGCGGUUGUGUGCGGCAACGGUGCGUGCCGCAGUGUGCGAAACGAGCUGUCGGUGGUAUUAAGCUACGUGGGCGUGGCGGUGAGAGGCAUCCUCGCUGACUUUGAGCGAAACAUAGAGCAGGAGGACAGCCGGCCCCCUCCCGCCGGCUCCGUGCACGGACUCACCAGCUACGUCGUCAACUACCUUGGCUUGCUCUUUGAAUACAGUGACACUAUUAAUAAGCUGUAUAGUAGCAGUGGGAACGCGGUGGUGGUGCCGGUGCCCAAGCUGCUGCGGCUGAGGUCGGACGAGGAGGAGGAGGAGGAGUUUGAGGAGGAGGAGGUGCAGGGGGAGGAGGAGGGGGAGGAGGGCGGAGUGGUGGGGGAGGAUGGGAAGCGGUACUGGGGGGAGCCGCAGGAGGAGUAUCGCGAGGUGGGGCGAAAGAUCAGGGGGAUUCUGAAGGUCCUGGAGGCGAAGCUUCUGGGAAAGGCGCUGACGUACCGGGAUGCAGGGCUGGCACACUUUUUCAUGAUGAACAACGUGCAAUACAUUGCGCGCAAGGUGAAGGGGUGUGAGCUGCGCAUGCUGGUGGGGGAUGACUGGAUCAGGGACCGGGCAGACACGGCACAGCAGCAGGCCAACGAGUACCUCAAGGUGGCGUGGAACCGCGUGGUGGCACCGCUCAGAGAGGUCCCCACCACCUCCUUCCUCAACCCCAAGGGCUCGCUCAAGGUAAUCCCAAGGGCUCCCUAA
Messenger RNA from Closterium sp. NIES-65, 3858 nucleotides. The record is from the annotation of a GenBank genome assembly. Lineage: Eukaryota; Viridiplantae; Streptophyta; Zygnematophyceae; Desmidiales; Closteriaceae.